This is a messenger RNA of Theileria equi strain WA, 1372 nucleotides long. Its product is annotated as BT1 folate/biopterin transporter family protein. The record is from RefSeq and is a predicted model, not a curated record. The coding region runs from base 1 to 1359 and encodes 452 amino acids. NCBI's taxonomy places the organism in Eukaryota, Apicomplexa, Aconoidasida, Piroplasmida, Theileriidae. The transcript has a single exon.
AUGACUACCACAGUGGUUGAUUUGGAUAAGGACCUAGACCUGGCUUCGUUCAAGUUCGAUGACGACUACAAGGGAGCCUGGUUCUUUCCUAAAUCCAAGAGGAAGCUCACUCUAUUUUUGGUGUAUAUGAUUGGAUUCUCCGAAGGGCUCUUACAUUUGGCGUCACUCGCACUUUAUUACAUGUUCAAGGACGAUCUUUCAUUGUCGCCUUCACAGUUAUCUGCUGUGUACAUUGUACCAUCCAUACCGUAUCUCACUCGCCCGGUAUUGGCAUAUAUCACCGAUUCAAAACCGAUAUUUGGAACGAGAAGAAAGCACUAUCUCAUACUACUCAGUUUAUUGCAGUCGUUUAGUUUUCUAAGUUUGGCAAUAUUCCCGCCAACACUUUGGGGUGCGUUGUUGUCUCUGUUCUUUAUCCAGUUUUCUCUGGCAUUUUGUAUCACUAUCGCCGAAGCUCUGGUUGUCGAAAAUAUAUCCAAAGGAGAUGAUAAUUUGAGCUCAUUUAUCGGAUCUAGAGCUCUCGCGUCAUUAUUGGUUUCAUACUAUUCAGGAUCACUACUUGAAACUUACUCGAAAGAGCGCAUAUUUGUCAUAACUAGCAUGUUCCCGCUUCUAAUCACAUUCUUUAGUUUGUUCUUGCACGAGGAUAAGGCUGUUAUUGUAUAUACUUCUCAUCCGGCAAAGGAACUCAUUAUCUUUUUGAAAAAUCCGGUUAUCAUGUAUCCUGCGCUCUAUGUUUUUGUGUUGGUUUGUGGUCCAGAUUAUUUUGAAUCGCUAUUUUACUACAUUACAAAUGAACUGGGAUAUACCGCUACGUUCAUGGGUACAUUGCGACUUGUGUAUGGUAUUGCUGCUUUAUCAGGUAUAUUGGCUCACAAGUAUUUAUAUGGGAGUUCUGGAACACGAAAGAUACUCCUAUGGUCUACACUUAUCGCGCUCCCAUUUUAUAUGUCACCAGCCUUGUUGACAAGCGGAAUGAACAAGAGUUUAGGAAUCCCAGACAAGGUUUUAAUUCUCUGCGGUGGAUUUUUGUUGGAAGCUAUUGGAGAAUUGCAAAUUUUGCCUAUAUUGACAUACACAUCCAAGAUAGCCCCAAAGGGAUUGGAAGCCAGUGUAUUUGCUGCACUCAUGACGGUAAAGAGUCUCGGGCUUGCCGUAAGCAAGAUAUUUACAGCCCUACUUGUAUAUUUCAUGGGUAUUACAGCUACAGACUUUUCGAAUUUGACAAAUUUUAUUUUGAUUUGUGGAAUAUUAUCGUAUAGUGCCAUUUUUGUUUUAAAGUAUAUUCCCAGCGACGAUGAAAUGGAAGUAUUUGUCACUCAACAAAUGAUGGCACAACAAAUUACAAAUAAUCCUUAAUUUUUAACCUUGU